CGUGGAACGGGAGAAGAUUGAGAGAAAGGGAGAGACAGUAAAGAGAGGAGUAGCUUUCCUCGAACCGAACAAAAAUCUUUUACGGUUCCGACUCCCUCUUUAUUCUCGUUCGAACGAUCGGCCGAGAAAGAAACGAUCGCUUAACUCUUCAUUCUUUGCGUUUUCAUCGGCAGGAAAUUCACCGUGCUCCCUGUUUUCGCGCUGAUAACAGGGGGACGAAGCCACCGAAUCUCUUCCUCUAAUUAGCCCCAAGAGACUACGAACCGCGUCAUCGAAACGUUUAAAUCGAUCGUUACGAUUUACACUCGUCUUACGGAGAUUUUUUAACCCUUUUCCACGUAGAAUUAUCGUCGACAGACGAGACGAGAAUUUCGCGAAACACGACCAUCGUCAACCAGCGAUUUCAGGGGUUUCAAUCGAGUUUGAGAUGUAGAGAUCUUCAACUUUACGUACAAUGGUCAGACUAGUAUAUCACGAGAUAUCGUUAAUGUAACAGCGAAAAAAAUAAGAAAUAUACUACCUGCAUUUACCAUAUGUAGCUUUAUCAUCUGUCGGAAUCUGUACGAUUUAUGAAAAUGUAGCCGUAAGGUCAAAGGAAUUUUCGUUUUUAAUUUCGUAAAACGUAAUUGAUAAAAGGUGUCAAUUUAGUCCGCGGAAGAUGAAACGUAACGAAUGGCUAAUGUCAUAGCGGAAAUAUUAAAGAGAGAGAUUUCGCGAUUCGAAUAUUGAAAGCGACAGAUUGGCGAUAUCCAGUCCGGUGGUGAAAUUCAGUGAUGCAAAAUGGGGAGGAAGCAUCGCCAGAAUUAUUCCCAUUGAAAAUCUUCUGGUCCGAAUAACUGUACAGCCCUCUUCGCUGUGAAAUAGCUUCGUUCGUUUCUAAUUACUUGCCCUAUUUUCCUUUGUCUUGUCUCACAUUUUGCGGCGUGGCCGGCCUUUCCUCGCACGUACCUCGGCCAGCCUCCAUACAACGUUAAUUUAGUAACCACCCAACUCGAAUGGCAACGACUUUCCGUCAGACUCUCUGGAAAUUAUCCUUGUAAAAUUAACUGCGACCCUGUUGGAUAUUAAUUCCAGGAUUGAAAGCAAGCGUUCUGGCCAAACGAUACGGCCCGAAACCUUCCUCUACGUUUCCCUUAUCGAACCUCUGUCCUGCUUUCCAAAGCUUUGCCACGAGCUUUUCAACCGCCAGCCGAAAAGUCGAACGCAACGAACUGGCGUUUUUCUCUUAAGCGAAAAGUCGGUUGAUUACGAUUCAGCCAGCGCGGGACCGGUGAUAUUUUACUUCUUUUCGAGGCUUUACGAUCCGACGUUUUUAAUUUCCCCCGUGUGCCUAAAGAAAGAACGGCCGAAAUGCAAAUUGUGACAGCAAAGUUAUGUGCACCGUGGAAUUAACGACUUUCUCGGAUCGGCUCUUAAUAGGCCGUUAUGCACUUCCAGUCUGUCGUACGCGUGCACGAAUUCGUUAAGCGUCGGCCCGCCGAUUCUGACGAAAUUGAAUUAUAUCCGCGAAACGAGAACAAACUACGAUAGAAUGCAAACUGGAAGCGAGGCAAAACUGUUAACUCUCGGUCAAUUAUCGCGGUUAAUUACGAUUAUUAUACUUUGGAUAUCUCAUACUUUGUUAGAGUGGCUUGUAAAAGCGUUUUGUACGUUUUAUAUGAAACAUUUUGAGAAAUUAACAUUGCAAUGAGACGCGUGUGACUUUAACGCGAACGAAAUUCUACAUUGUACAUCUAAUCGCAGGUAGAACAAUGAGGACGAUCGUGUUCACGGUUUGCCCGCUGGAUAAUCGUCGUCGACCGUGGCUCUUAAUUUACGUCAUCUUGGCCGUCAUCCUGCCGAUCCACGUACCAGUCGAAGCUCAAAAGAACGAACACGGGAACACGUACUUGAGGAGAUCGAGCGUGAGCCCCGGAUUCUCGGAGAACACGGAGCAAUCGAAAGUUUCCAUUGUCGACGACGAGAACAAGGAUUCGAAGGCGAAAUCUAGCAAGGGUCAGCGAGACGAAGAGUCGGCUAAAUCCAUAGACGAGAACAGUCCAGCAUUAAAUAAGUUCCUACAAGAUGUUCUGAAGGCUCAAACCGAUUUAAAGUGGAUAGAUCAAGCACUGCGUGAUGUUGAUCGCGAGAAGGAUUGGAGGAAGAACAGUCGAAAUGUUAAUAAGUUACGCGAGAAAAGAGGCUCUAGCGAGAGCUACGAAACUACACGGCAGUUGAAUAGAAAUACGUACAGAGAUGAAAAUCCUCUAGAAUUUUCCCAGAGAUUGCGCUUUGGCAAUGACAUGACGUUCAAGAGGAACGUCGAUUUCGAUGACGUGGAUGCGUACGAAAAGGGAAAGAAAAGAAAAGAGGUUCACCUUUCUCCCGCCUAUGACAAAGAAACGAUAGACAAUCAGAUUCGGAAAAAUUGGUCCAAGACGAAGGAUCUUUGUUCUCUGAGCGACUGGCUGAACUCGUACAAAAACUCCGGAAACGAAAAGGAUAAAUUUGAGGAUCGAUGGAUCCACGAUUACGACGCCAGUCAAAGAAACAGACUUAAUUCUUUGGACGGUGACAAAGAAGCAAGCACAGAGGCGGGUAGCGCGUUGAUCGUGAGAAAUCAACGAGCCGAAACGAAGGAGAACGAGGCGACGUCGCUGGAAUCUCUCAGAGAAACGAUAUUAGAACUGAAAAAAAGCCUGAACGAAACUGACAAAAAACAGCGCGAGAAUUCCAAAAAUUUGGAUACUUGGAGUGUUAAAGAAAAGCAGAGCAACAAGCAGGAACAGAAGAAGCGAACUGCUGGUGGAAGAAACAACUACCAAAAAAGUGAAAACGACGACGAAAGAAACUUCGGCUGGUGGGAAAGUCUAGGAGCAGAAAGGUUGAAUUUAAAAAAGCGUGAGCCAAGCACCGAGGAUCUUGAUGAGAAGAAUGCUCAUCUGAAAGUGUGGAGAACGAAGAGGACUGGAGUUAAUAACGACGAUGGUAACCCGAAACUCUUUCAUAGAGCGGGGUUUGGGGACCCGUACCUUGAAGAGGACACGCUAAAAGAGCUUCAUGACCGUAAAAGACGUAGCAAAGGAACGCCGUCAGAUGAGAAACGUCAUUUAAACGAAGCUCAGGAUGGAAACAAGUCGGCAGCUGAUGAGAAAAAUUCCAUAAAAAUAUCAAAGACAUCUGGCUGCGGCGUCGCGGAUGCUUCCGGUAAAAUAGAAUCUUUGUCGAAUGAUUUGCAAGCAAGGAACGCUUUCGAACGUGAGAGCGAAUUAACGAAUAAUCCGGCAGAUACCGCGGCUUCCGACGUCUCAAAGGCGGCCACGGAUGAGAGUAAAAACACGGAAACAGGCGGAAAUUGCGAACAAUCGGAUCUAUCGCGGGAAAAUCAGAACGCGAUGGAAAACAAGUUGAUGAAGAACAAAGAAAAGGGUGAAAGUCCCGAGGGAAAUUCUUUGCAAACCUUCGAAUCCACGUCGAAUGAACUGCAGGCUGCUUCGUCUACCGAAACCUCGAAUCAAGAAAAUGUCGGCUCGAGCAAGGGAGAACAGGUGAUCAAAGUCUUUGAACCUCAGAGGCAUUUGCGCGAAAACAACGAACGAAGAAAAGAAGUCGAAGAAACCGACGACGAGCACGAAGAAUUGUCUCCGCAGGUGAAGAGGUCUGCCAAAGAUUCAGGAAAUAUUAAUAUCCUGGUCAAGUCAGAAAACAAGAAUCUGAUCGAGUUCAGUAACGCGGAUGGCGAUAAAAAAUUACCGAACGGUGGUCAAUCGCCGUUUGUGUUGAAUAUAGUUGACGUGAAGAAGAAGACGAUCGUGGAGAACGAGCAGGCAGGUGGAAAAUCAGUUUCGAUGCUUUACAACAUGAAGUUACACGAAUCACAGGUCGAUAAGCCUGUCGAAGGUGCGAAUAAACGAGAUGCAGAGCCGAGAAACGACGAAGUUCCGGUUGGUAGCGUGGUGCUUGAUUUUCGGAAGAAUAAACUUAAGGAAGUGCCAUACGAAGACACGCCCGCGUCUACGAACACGAUGAAAGAAAGGAACGUGGAUGAGAAACGACUUGAGAACUCUGCAGACCUCGACAAAGGAUCUGAACAAAGCGGCGUCAAUGAAGAAGGAACUCGAAACUGGUUCGGAGAGGCAGCUCGUAAUCAGAUGGCUAUGAACGUCGAUCACGGUGCAGCUGAGAAAUGUAAUGACCUAGGCGGAAAGGAUAAAUUUACGAACGCAGAGGGGCGGUUUAACGAUAAUAAAGAGAAGGGAGACUCCGUUCAGGGAUCUAAUAAGGAGGCAGAGCCGAACGGAGAGAAUAAAGAAGGAAGAAAUAAGAAAUAUAGAGAAAUAUUCAUAAUGACCAAUGGAAUGGAUGAUAGGAUAAUGAAUGAUAAAUAUGGUCAGAGACGAAUAUUGCAGUAUAUGGAGUACUCUAACGACGACGUCGAAGAUGCCGAUGUGAAUUACAGCGACAAAGAGGAAGAGGAAAAUCAACAUCAGGCUGCUGCAGAGAAAAACGAUGCAGCAACACGAAGGAAAGAACGAGCCGCGUACAGCGACAAAAAGAAAGAUAAAGUGAAUCUGUUGAUUAAAGAGAAAAUCGACAAAAAGAAAAAACCUCGCCAGAGAAAAAGACGUAAUCCAAGUGUAAUCGAAUACUACGAUUACGAUAGCAACCUCGAGCAACAGGAUCACGAAUCGUUGUCACCGACAAGCGAGCAACAGCGAAGUAAAAACAAUUAUCAAGACAAGAGCGCCAUCGAAUCCGACGCGGGACCUGGUAAUCACGCGUGCACUUCCCCAUCGAAAAACUAACGACAAAACUGCUAAAAUCUUAUGUAGUAAAGUUUCGCCAGAUUUCCAAUAAUCCACUCAAAUCAUCGAUUCGAUAUCACCGGGUUAGGCUAUGAGUUAAGGUGAAUGCGUGUUUUGACGAAUAUGUCGCAGCAAUUAAACCACAGGAGAAUAUAGUAAAUCGAACUUUUCAUGUUCACGGAGGGAAAAUUUUUAAAUUGAAUAUGUUGUCAGGAGUUUUAUAUAGCAAACUGCACUCUCUUUAUACGA
Messenger RNA from Bombus impatiens (common eastern bumble bee), 5033 nucleotides. RefSeq names its product glutamic acid-rich protein-like. The record is from RefSeq and is a predicted model, not a curated record. NCBI's taxonomy places the organism in Eukaryota, Metazoa, Arthropoda, Insecta, Hymenoptera, Apidae. The transcript is spliced from 7 exons. The coding region runs from base 1752 to 4784 and encodes 1010 amino acids.